UGCCCUUAUGUCAUAAAAAUGUAUGACUGGUACGAGGAACGCACCUGGGUCAUGCUUGUCCUCGAGUACCAAAGGGACUGGAAGGACUUGUAUUCCUAUAUCGAUAAAAAGGGAAUAAAGGAAGACAAAGCUCACCACCUUAUGCUUCAAUUAGUAAGAGCAGAUCAACACUGCUUGAAGCAUGAGGUGCUUCACAAUGAUAUCCAUUCUGGAAACAUCAUGGUGGAUGAAAGUGGUUUGCACCUGAAGUUAACAAACUUUAGGAUGGGUCGUCUAGUCAAAAGCACUGGCUACACAUCCAAACCACGUGAAGGAGCUAAAUGUUGCAUUCCACCUGAGGCCUUAACGAGGUUGCAAUACUUGGCCAUGCCAGCAACCGUCUGGGCCUUAGGUGUGGUGCUCUAUGAGAUGGUGCACGGAUUUCCACCCUUGCAACGAUUAGGCGUAGUAAGGAUUACGGGACGCAAUUUAACCAUGAAAUCUUUUAAUGCUGAAUACGAGUAUAAAACGAGUAAAGAUUAUUUUCUUGGGAAAGGUGCCUAUGGCAGGGUCUAUAGAGGAACCCGUAAAGCUGAUGGCAAAUUGGUCGCCAUCAAGCGUGUGAGGCUACGUGAGGAAGAAAGAUGUAUUUGUUAUGCAAGUCAUCAAAACUAAGGCUUUCCAGGCUUUCAGCAUGGAUAUUCCAGACCACUUGUUACAGAGGUGGCCUUAAUGUUGAAGUUAAAAGAAGCUCCUGAAUGCCCCUAUGUUAUAAGAAUGAUUGACUGGUAUGAGGAACGCAACUACCUCAUGUUUGUUCUGGAGUACCUAGACGAAUGGAUGCCCUUGCGUAAUUAUAUCUCUACACCUGGAAAACUGCCGGAAGUAAAAGCACGCAGGCUUAAGCUUCAGUUAGUGAAAGCAGUUGAACAUUGCAUAAAGCACGGGGUGUUUCACAAUGACAUCCAUUUUGGAAACAUCUUGGUGGACAGUGAAGGUGUACAACUGAAGUUAAUUGACUUUGGGAUUGGCCGUCUAAUCAAUGACGCUGCAUACAAAUCCCAAGGACAUAAAGGAGCACCUGAGAAAUAUUCUGAGUUCAUACACAGGGUAAAGCCAAAAAAGGUCUUGGACUUAGGUUCUGUGGUAUAUAGGAUGCUGCACGGAAAAAAGCCCCUUCUUUGGACCCCAAUUAUGGACCCCACUUUAACCAAGAUGGUUCUGGAUCUGGCCAGUCCUGCAACAAAAGCCAGCAUCAGUCUGGACCACACCAAACCAAAAGGGCUAAAGCGCCCCUUUGACUGCAUCCGGAGGGGCAAAGUGGAGACAGUGCCGGAUCCACAGCCUCCAGU
Messenger RNA from Paramisgurnus dabryanus, 1331 nucleotides. Its product is annotated as serine/threonine-protein kinase pim-2-like. NCBI's taxonomy places the organism in Eukaryota, Metazoa, Chordata, Actinopteri, Cypriniformes, Cobitidae. Gene Ontology annotation, molecular function: ATP binding; protein serine/threonine kinase activity. The record is from RefSeq and is a predicted model, not a curated record. Gene Ontology annotation, biological process: protein autophosphorylation; regulation of mitotic cell cycle; negative regulation of apoptotic process. Gene Ontology annotation, cellular component: cytoplasm.